UUAUCAAAGUUCAGUAAUGAAAUAUUUACUUUUUCAUUGUUUUUCUUAUUUCAUUGACGAAAACCGGAAUAAAGAGUCUCGUGUUUUAUGACUGUUUAGACAAAAGUAACAACUAUCUCAUAAAAGUUUUUAAAAAUACAAUAUAAAAAAUUGGAAUAUAAUUAUCAAAAUGCCAUUAGAAGCGAAAAUUGGUCCAUCUAUUUUAAAUGCAGAUUUGUGUCAACUUGAAGUUGAAUCUCAAAAGUUAAUAUCGAAUGGAGCUGAUUAUUUACAUUUAGAUGUGAUGGAUGGUCAUUUCGUCCCAAAUUUAACGUUUGGACAUCCUGUUGUUAAAUGUUUAAGAAAUAAAAUCAAAGAUGUAUUUUUUGAAACUCAUAUGAUGGUGUCAAAUCCCAAUCAAUGGAUAGAACCAAUGGCUGAUGCUGGAGUAGAUCAAUAUACAUUCCAUUAUGAAGCUCUGAAUGAAAAAGAAAGUAUUCCAGAUGUAUGUCGGAAAAUUCGUGAGAACGGAAUGAAAGUUGGAAUCGGUUUAAAACCUAAAACUCCAGUCAAUGUUAUAGAGGAAUUUAUACCAUUAGUUGAUCUAGUAUUAAUUAUGACCGUUGAACCGGGAUUCGGUGGUCAAGCAUUUAUGGAAGGCAUGAUGCAGAAAGUCAAGUGGUUGAGAGAUAAUUAUCCAGAGUUAAAUAUUGAAGUUGAUGGUGGAGUUGGACCUAAAACUAUCAGUUCUUGUGCAGAAGCUGGAGCCAAUUGGAUUGUUUCAGGUACAGGAAUUAUUCAGGCCCCUAAUCAAAAACAAGUUAUAAGAGAAUUGAAAACAGCUGUUGAGAGUUCUUUCAAAAAAUUAUAUCGAUGAAAUUUUUUUUUAACCUAUAACAGACAUCAACAACGCUGAAAGAUUUGCAAAUUGGUUUGAAGUUAAUAUAGAAUAGUAUAUGUAUUGUAUACAUAUAAUAUUAUAAAGUAUGGGUUAAAUAUUUGAUAUUUUGAAUCGGCGUGGUUUAGUUUCUAUUUAACCAUUGUUUAAUUUAAUUUGUAGUUGUAAAUUAAAGCUUUUUGAAAAUUGUAGAAGAUAAAUUUUUAUUACUUUUUCAAUACAGAUAGAUUUUUAUAAAGUUGUUUAAAAAUGUUUUAAUAUUAAAAUCCUGUAAAUGAUUAGUCUUUUUAAUUUUUAAAUGUAAAAUAUUUCAACAAAGAAACUACAUACAUAUAACAAAGUAUGGUUUUAAGUGCGAAAAAAUUCGUCCAUUCAUCACUGUGCUGAGUUUUUAUUAAAAAAAGAGAAAAUUUAGCAAAUUUUAUUAGCUUGUUUUGUUUAUUAAAUUCGUCUUUGUAACAUUCCUCACUCGUAUUUAAAAUUCCAAUUAAGAGUUUAUUUAGAAAGUAUACUUUCUUCCAAAGUGGUUGCGGUUGUUAAUUUCCGAUCCAUGCUAAAUAAUAAAAUAUAAAAUUAUUUUAACAA
Messenger RNA from Condylostylus longicornis, 1462 nucleotides. It is a transcript of the gene Rpe, whose product is annotated as ribulose-phosphate 3-epimerase. Gene Ontology annotation, molecular function: metal ion binding; D-ribulose-phosphate 3-epimerase activity. Gene Ontology annotation, cellular component: cytosol. The record is from RefSeq and is a predicted model, not a curated record. The coding region runs from base 170 to 856 and encodes 228 amino acids. The transcript has 3 exons. NCBI's taxonomy places the organism in Eukaryota, Metazoa, Arthropoda, Insecta, Diptera, Dolichopodidae. Gene Ontology annotation, biological process: pentose-phosphate shunt, non-oxidative branch; carbohydrate metabolic process; pentose-phosphate shunt.